CCAACUUGCUCCCCCGCUCCCCUCCUUCCUCCUCCCCGGCGUCUCCUCCCAUUCCGGCCCCGCCGCCGCAGCACGAGGUGCGGCCGGCGGUGCCGCCAUCGCGGGGGGAAAGAGGCCGCGCGCGCUCCCUCUCCGCCCGCUCGAUCGGUUCGGUCUGCGACCGGAAUGCGCCGCCGCUAACUGCUCAGCAUUGGAGAUUUUUUUUUUCAUCUUGGUAUUUAGCGACAUCUGGUUACAUGGAGGAGUAUUUAAAUAGGAGAUCCAAAGCAGCAAUUGGGUUUCUCAGAAGAGGUUCAGGCAUAAAUCGAAGCCCUGAAGAGACAACCAGUCAGAACACUGAUGUACAGGGAAGCACUUCAAGAGUCAAUCCUAUGAAAACCAGGCUGGCUGAUUAUCAGGAGAGACCAAGAUACUUACAUGGCUCAUAUAAAUAUGCAAGCUCAAAUGUCAUGUCUGGAAGCUCUUCCAAAUUUCCUAAGAACUUUCCCCUUAGGAAAUUUGGUGAGGAAAAGCGAAGGCAGACGUCGUUUGAAGGGGCUGACGUUGCUGAAAGUAGUAGAAGAAAGUCCGAUGCCGGGUGUCUGGAGGGUAGUAAGAAAACCAUUGUAGAGAAUCAGAGUUCAGAUGCUCCACAGACUGGGACAGAAGGAUUAACUGCCAAAGAUGCUGAACUGAUAGCACCUGAUCCUGAGGUUUCACAUCCUGCUGGUUCUUCAGGUAUGCAUGCACAUACAGCUGAGUCCUUGGUAAGGAGUGCUUCACUAAGUUCUAAAACACAUAGACAGAAGGAUAAGGAAUUGAAUUUGGGCACAGCUAGAUAUUCUUGCUCUUCGUCAUUUAGUAAUCAGCCUAGUAUACCUAGAAUUCCUAUCGCUGGUGCGAAGCCAUCAUAUAGUCUUGUUAGUGGAGAACAGAGACGUGGACCACGUGGUCUUAAAAACCUUGGUUGCGCUUCAGUCUCUGAUGUUCUGCCAUCAGGAUGCUCGUCUGAUUCUGUUCGUACCAGGAGCUUUGAUGCUAUGAGAAAGAGAACUUCUGAUGGGGAAAGCUCUUCCAGAUCAAGAGUCAUAAGUGAUCCAUCCAGUUUAGGUCAUUUACAUACAAUAUAUCCUAGCAUUAAUGGUCCCAGAAUCAGAACUACCGAAGAAUCAGUUCGGCAACAAACAUUACGAAGCCGCAGUAGAAAUAUUCAGGAUUCAGCAGUAUCAGUAAGGACAAGACGGACUUUUCCUAGAGACACUAGGUUCAGGAUGUCUGAGGAAAGAGAGGAUGCCAUGCUUCAUCUGAAUGAGUCUACCGCGGGGAAUCAACAGUCAGUUGGUGCUGAUUUUUCUGUGGAAGAGGAUUCUUCAGAAAGCUCCAUAAGACCAGUCUCUGUGGAACUACCUCAUGCAAUUUACUCAUCUAGUCGUCAGGGAUCGAGUACUCGGACUGCCAGGAGAACAUCAAGCUCUCGCUUUGAGCAAAGCCCCCCACAAACAUUUCGCAGUCUGGCAAGGGAGAGAGGUGGCCACAGACGCAUAAACAUGGAAGGCAUUGCAGAGGUAUUGCUAGUGCUGGAGAGGAUUGAACAAGAAGCUGAGCUUACUUAUGAGCAAUUGCGGGUACUGGAGACAAAUCUGUUACUUGGUGCCUUCGCCUCCCAUGAUCAGCAUAGCGACAUGCGGAUGGAUAUUGACAACAUGUCCUAUGAGGAACUAUUAGCAUUAGAAGAGAGAAUAGGAUACGUAAGUACUGCUCUUUCUGAAGAACAGCUUGCAAAAUGUAUCAGAAGGCGUUUAUAUAGACCAGUUGCUGCAAAAGGAAACAGAUCAGUCAUAGAUGACAUCAAAUGCAGCAUAUGCCAGGAGGAGUUCGUGAAGGGCGAAGAGGUUGGCAGGUUGCGGUGUGAGCACCAGUACCAUGUGUGCUGCAUUCGCCAGUGGCUCCUGCAGAAGAACUGGUGCCCAGUCUGUAAAGCUCCAGCGCUGCCCUCUCUGAACUGAACUGAACAUCCUGUAGGAGCUGAGGUCUCAAACCUGUAAAUAAAUUACUAUGUGAUGUGAAAUAGUCGUGGUUCGUGGACCUGUGAAUAAUCUUGGAUGGGCUCACUCCAGUUUGUGAAUGUCGAAAUGGGUUGUGUCUUGUGAAGGCUCCAGUUUGUGAAUUUUAGACUGUUAUUAUGAGUUGCACACUUGCACUAAA
Molecule: messenger RNA, 2184 nt
Organism: Triticum dicoccoides
Lineage: Eukaryota; Viridiplantae; Streptophyta; Magnoliopsida; Poales; Poaceae
Product: E3 ubiquitin-protein ligase RLIM-like
Exons: 6
Coding region: 237-1985 (582 amino acids)
Molecular function (GO): ubiquitin protein ligase activity
Source: RefSeq, a predicted model, not a curated record